Xiphophorus couchianus (Monterrey platyfish) is the source of this 4073-nucleotide messenger RNA. It is a transcript of the gene tbx16, whose product is annotated as T-box transcription factor 16. The coding region runs from base 2391 to 3722 and encodes 443 amino acids. Gene Ontology annotation, molecular function: RNA polymerase II cis-regulatory region sequence-specific DNA binding; DNA-binding transcription factor activity, RNA polymerase II-specific. Gene Ontology annotation, cellular component: chromatin; nucleus. NCBI's taxonomy places the organism in Eukaryota, Metazoa, Chordata, Actinopteri, Cyprinodontiformes, Poeciliidae. The record is from RefSeq and is a predicted model, not a curated record. The transcript has 8 exons. Gene Ontology annotation, biological process: regulation of transcription by RNA polymerase II; positive regulation of DNA-templated transcription; heart morphogenesis.
GGUUUUUUUGACUCAGUGCAGUGUGAACUCGAGUUGCACCAGCUGAAAAUGCAACAAAUGUUGCAACUCUGAUCCCCUGUUGAACCGAGUCUACCGGAUUAUCAGGUGUGGAAACACGCCUCCGUCUCAAGUCUGUCGCAACCUUCAGCAGUUUUUCUUCCAGGAUUGCCCUAAAUUUAAUUUCAUUAAAUACAUUCUGCCCUUGUAGCCUGAUCAGCUUCCCUCGCUCUGCUAAUGAAAAGCGUCCCCCACAGAAUGAUGCUUCCAGGUUUCACGUUCCUCAUAUGUAGCUAACUGCACGUGACUGCAAAAUUUGUUGGAGUGCACAACUGAUACUCAGUCGUCAUUGUCUUCCUAACCUGAGUUAUUUAUUGGUCUUCAUUAAGUUUACUAACAAACCUUUGAGGAUUUCACAGACCAACUGAAUUUAUAUUGAAAUUGUUACUAAACUGAUUUAAUUUCUCUAGGCAAUUAAUUGAAAGCGCUUGAUUCAGGGGAAUCAGAAAAGAAGAGGGUUGAAUACCAGAAUUUUAGUUGUUGAAUAUUUUGAAAGAGGUGUAUUCUUACACUUCAUAAGUAAGCACUAUACAGUGUUAAACUAUAACAUAAAAUCCUGAUAAAAUACACAAAUUUGUUGUGAUUAGCACGACAAACGUUCCAGUAUUUUUGCAAGCCGUCUCUCCAACUGCAUGUCUGCAUAUUGCUUUCAAGCAUUUACUUAGUUAUUCUUACAGUAACAGGGCCGUAGGAUGCAGGGCUGUAAAAAGCUGUGCUUACAAAGGCCAUUGUAUGCAACGCAGACACGAGAACCCAAAGAGGAAACCUAUACGGUUUGUGUUUCUUAGCCUGAGAGGAGAUGAAUUCAAUCCACGCCACAGGAAACGAGAGAGGAGAUUGUCAUUUUUUUUCUCCACCCCCUUCUAUGCUAACGCCUGUAAUGUGUUGCAGUCAAUUCGCCUGCAGUGAAGCGGUACGAAGAACUGCGACACCUGUGGAUUUUUACCUGGAAGUGGAUAUCAAGUAGGAGAGCCGGGGUUUACUCUCCUAACCCUGCAGGAGCCCAUCAUUCAUGCCUGACUUUGAGCUUGUGGUGCUAACUGGCUGCUAAUUUCCCACCAAUACACUGGGCUUUCUCCUCAUGCAGAAACUGGCUUCUUCAAGGGGAAACCAUCUUAAUGGGAUUAUCUGUCAGAGGCAUGGGCCUGUCUAGACCAUCCAAUACACAACAGCCAGCAUCGUGCCCCCAGUACUUCCCCACGGUCCUAGCUGAGGAUGCCCUCAGGUACGACUUACCUGCAGGAACAUUGCAUGGUAUCACCACACCAUUAUGGGUUCACACAGAGUUUCCCCACCCACUCUGUAAUUUGGUAGAGAAAGGAGAGAGAAAAGAAGCGUAAAAGGGGACUGUUAUGUAAUGUGACGUUUUAGCCACUUUCACAUCAGCAAGUUCCCCAUCUCACUGCGUGCAUUACGUUUGUGCUCCAGAAAGAAAAGAUCUUUGUCUUUUUGAGGAAACAGCAACACAUUCCACUUGACAACCCUCUCCACUCCAUUUCUCCUAAUUGCGUCAAAUGACUCGCGCUGAGUCUUUACCAUGUUACACAAACACACUAAGUGGCAUCUCUGCGAUCAGUUAUGUACGUGUCAAUGAUAUUUACGCCGGUUUCUGGAGCUGCCGCCAGAGCCUGGUCUGCAGCAGGAAAGUCUGUCCAUAUUUGUUUUAAAGUCUCUUAGCAGUUAAUAAAGGUGCAUUUCCUCCUUCCCCCUUCCUGUGGGGACGGUGUCAGGGCUCUGUUAAGUCUCUUUGAUUUCCAGCACCCCUCCAAUCACAGCGGGACCCUGACUCGUCAUUGUGUCACUUCAAAGCCUGGGAAUGGCUCUCCUGGCUCCACCUACCAAAGGGUCCCCCUUAAAAGUCAUGGUCACUCUCUCUGGCAGCAUCCAUCUGAUGCGACAGGACGGAACCGUUUGGACUGACCUUAAGCUGCUGGAUUUGUCUUCAACACAUGGGACGGGGGCGGGGGUGGAUGACGGGGGGCUACAUUUUUGGAUUUAUCCAACAUUUGGAUUGCUCGUCAUCCUUUCAUGCAUAGAAAUCCCAAACUUCUCCUGUCUGGCCACUGAAACCGGAAAAUGCAGUCCAUCCGGGGUGAGUUCCCGACGCCUUUUUGCGAUCCUAACCCUGCGAGAUCGCAGGGUUAGGAUCGGUUAGGAUAUUUACAAUUCAAUAAAAAUUCAAAUUUUUAUUGAAUUGUAAAGCAGAAUUGAACCUGUUCUCCUCGGUUCAUCCCUGAUCAAAGACUCAAUCCCUUUUGGUGUCAAAUGUCUAUAGUAAAUCUUACUUUGCUGCAGAGCUGAAGUCCAACUUCAGCGGUCCACCUCCUGCCUCCAUGGCCGCCGGCCCUGAUCCCUAUCUUCAGGGCAGCAUCAGGAUGACUCUGGAAGACCUUGAACUAUGGAAGACAUUCCAUGAAAUUGGAACGGAGAUGAUAAUAACCAAACCGGGCAGGAGGAUGUUCCCACACUGUAAAGUGAAUUUAUCUGGUCUUAUUCAGUGUGCCAAGUACAUCUUACUGGUUGACAUGGUUCCAGAGGAUGGCUUCAGGUAUAAGUGGAAUAAAGAGAAAUGGGAGGUGGCAGGAAAAGCGGAGCCUCAGCCUCCCUGCAGGACCUACCUCCACCCAGACUCUCCAGCCCUAGGGAGCCACUGGAUGAAGCAAAGCGUCUCCUUCCUCAAGCUCAAGCUCACCAACAACACACUUGACCAGCAUGGGCAUAUCAUCUUGCACUCAAUGCAUCGUUACCACCCUCGUUUCCACGUUGUCCAAGCCGACGACCUGUUCAGUGUCCGCUGGAGUGUGUUCCAGACUUUCACCUUCCCAGAGACGUCCUUCACCGCAGUCACUGCCUACCAGAACACCAAGAUCACAAAGCUGAAGAUCAAUCACAACCCAUUUGCAAAGGGUUUCAGAGAUGAGGGCACUAAUAAAAAAAGGCGUGCAAACAAAAACCCUGCAUGCCUAGAAAAAAGGGCCAAGUUACCAGGCGUGUUGAACGAGGACUCCAAGGACAGCAGUUCACCAGGGUUCUGCCAGUCAUCAUAUGAUGGUUACGAUGGAGAAGAGGGGCGUCUGGCCAAGAGGAAAGUCGAGGAUGCUGUAAAGGAAGAGCGGUACUCCCCCUGGGGUGCCGAGAGGCAGCAGGGUGUGAGGACCGACUCUCCCGCUGGGGCGGACACAAGAGAAAUCUACAACACGGAGCAGCUAGUUCCCGCUCCUGCAUCCUACCAGCCGUACAGGGCCCAUGAGUACGGAAAGUCUCCGUCCCCCUCCUCCAGCGUUGGCAGCAGCAUCACAGGCUCUGGACGGAGCAGCUUCGAGUCCAGAGUUCCCGACAUUGCCACUGACCCCGAUCACGACUCCUCUAAGCCUGGCCCUUCCCACUGCGGACCCCAGACCCUGCCGGGCCCCCAGGACUACAGCGGAGUGCUGAACAUGACCAUGGCCCAGGCCGGCAAGCCGGGGGUCAUCGGCCACCACAUUUACAGCCCCUACAGCACGGAACAGCCGCUGGGCCAGUGGAGCGGGCCGGGGCCUGCACAGUAUCCCCCUCCUCACCCUCUGUCCGCCGACUACACCACGCAAGCGGUGCACCAUGGCUAUCACCAUGGCAACGUGGGCGAAUGGAGCCAAUAUCCGCUGUUCUCUUACUCCUGCUGGUGAGCAGGCUCUUCAGCGUCAAAUGACUGAGAGCUUAUUAAAUCUGACGGCUGAUGAGGCGCACAGACCUGACAAUGCAUGCCCCAAACCACGCUGAAGGCCUGACAAGAGGAAGGUUCUGAAAGGAGAAGAAAUGUGGCCCAGCGGGCCUCAACUUUCAGGAGACACUGAAUCUCUCCAAACCUUGGAGCCCUGCAGGGUGACCGUCCUGUCUAUUUAUUUCGUAUUUUGUCUCAUCUACAGCGUAAAUAUUAUUUUUGUACAGAAAAAGUAGAAUUAAAUCUAAGUGUGCAAAUUAUGCGUGUCCAUGUCUUGUAAUGUGAAGUGAAAAUAAAAAGAAUUUACGCAAUAUUA